Messenger RNA from Ctenopharyngodon idella (grass carp), 4781 nucleotides. Its product is annotated as matrix-remodeling-associated protein 5-like. The transcript is spliced from 7 exons. The record is from RefSeq and is a predicted model, not a curated record. NCBI's taxonomy places the organism in Eukaryota, Metazoa, Chordata, Actinopteri, Cypriniformes, Xenocyprididae. Bases 261 to 1754 code for a protein of 497 amino acids.
UUAUCCAUACGAGAGAGGUCUGUGCGUUUCGGCUGCACUCCUCUUACUAUAGGGCGAGGCGGAGCUCAUCUCAAAAGAGCGAACAGAAGCUGAUUCAUCCCAUCACUAAACAGAAACUGAAAAAGAGUUUUGUUUUAUAUGCAGAUUAAAGAUCAUCAUUAUGUCAUCGCACUGCGUAUAUUAGGCUACUUUCAGUUUAACUGGUGAAAACAGAAGAACUGCUUCACAGAAUCUGCAGUCAUUUUAGGCAAAAACUGAAAAUGCACCAUGUCUCAGAUUUGCUCUCACUGAGCAUGUAUUUACUCGUGUGCGGUGUUUUCGGUGCUGGUGCAGAUGAAGAGUCAGUGUCUGUGAUGGAGGGAGAUUCAGUCACACUAACAUAUCCUUUGAAAAAAGAAGAAGAAAUUAUAUGGUAUUUUAAUAACAGUCGCAUCGCUGAAAUUACUGGAGAUCAGAGUAAGAUCUGUACAGAUGAACAGUGUAAUGAGAGAUUCAGAGACAGACUGAAGCUGGAUCAUCAGACUGGAUCACUGACCAUCAUGAACACCAGAAACACAGACUCUGGACUUUAUGAUGUAUGGAUCUCCAGAAGAAACAGUGGCGAUGGAGGAUCCUACUCUGUUGUUGUUCAUGGUGUGUCUGGUGUUGAUAAAGACAAAGUGUCAUUGAUGGAGGGAGAUUCAGUGACUCUACACACUGGUGUUAAAACAAAUCAACAAGAGAAGAUUACGUGGUAUUUUAAUGACUCUCGCAUCGCACAAAUCACUGUAGAUCAAAGUAAGAUCUGUACAGAUGUUCAGUGUAAAGGUGGUGAUGAGAGAUUCAGAGGCAGACUGAAGCUGGACAAACGGACUGGAUCUCUGACCAUCAUGAACAUCAAGACGUCAGAUGCUGGACUUUAUAAACUACAGAUCAUCAACAGCAGAAUGAGCAUCACAAAGAGAUUCAGUACUACUGUCGCUAGUGCGUCUGGUGUUGAUACAGACGAAGUGUCAUUGAUGGAGGGAGAUUCAGUCACUCUACACACUGGUGUUCAAACAAACCAACAAGAGAAGAUUAAAUGGUAUUUUAAGGACACUCGUAUAGCUCAAAUCAUUGGAGAUCUCAGUAAAGUCUGUACAGAUGUUCAGUGUAAUGAAGGCACUGAGAGAUUCAGAGACAGACUGAAGCUGGAUCAUCAGACUGGAUCUCUGAUCAUCACAAACAUCUCAAACACAGACUCUGGAGAUUAUGAACUAGAGAUCAUCAGCAGCAGGAUCAGCAUCAUGAAGAGAUUCAGUGUUUCUGUUCAUGGUGUUUCUGCUGCAGUCCGAGAUAAAAUGAAGAGAAAAUCAGUGAUGGAGGGAGAAUCUGUUACUUUAGAUACUGGUGUAAUAAAAACAGCAAAUCAUUUGAUUAUGUGGUAUUUUAAUGACACUCUCAUCGCUGAAAUCACUGGAGAUCAGAGUAAGAUCUGUGCAGAUGAACAGUGUAGUAAGAGAUUCAGACACAGACUGGAGGUGAAUCAGACUGGAUCUCUGACCAUCUCAAACGUCAGAAUCACAGACUCUGGAGAUUAUAAACUAAACAUCAGCUACAUCAGAUUCAGCAUCAUAAAGAGCUUCAGUGUUUCUGUCAUUGGCAGCAGGAGGGAGGACAGUCUUCAGGAGAAUGAUGCAGAGUACUCGCCCCUUAAUCACAGUAACUCUCAAUCGCCGAAUGUGAUGUCCCUUAAUCCGUCUGUGUCUGAGGCUGCCAAUGAAACACCACAGUAACAUUAUUAUACUGACUUGAGUAAUCCAAAAUUCGGAUCUAUUACGCCAUUUUUGCUUUGUAGUGUGGAUGGAGAAAACAGAGGUAUUUGAAAACGAUGACACUUGUUUAGUCAUGUGACGCAUAUUGUACCCAUAGAUAUCUAUAGUUAUACCGGCAUUGUUGUGCCUGUUAUUUACAUGAACAGUAUUGCAAAAAUUGAAUUUACUCGCAUAUGCUGUCCUGCAUGGCAAAAUAUGAUGAUAGUUGUGUUUUAAACGUUUGGAAAAAGCUUGAAAAACACUAGUGUGGAUGAGGAGCGGUUUUAAAUGAAAACUCAGUUUUCAAAUGUCUCUGGAUUACUGUAGACAUAGCCUAAACUGCUAUUCUGUGUGAUAUUUCUAAGCCAUUGAGACUCAUUUAAGCUUCCAUUCUAUCUUACAUUUACUAUCAAAAAUUCUAACUUUUAAUGCUACUAAACUAAAACUUGAAACUAUUUCAAACUUACAACCUCUAAACUUAAAACUUAGAGGUUAAAGGCUUUCUCAAGCCAACAUCAAAGUUUGUCGAUCUUGUUUAUCUAGAUUUUUUCAGUGAAAAAGAACAUAAAGAGAAGAUAAGGGAAUGAGAGAAGACAAUCAGCAGAAACUCAAAACACCCAGAGAGAAAUAGUGCCACAAUACCAAGAUUGUUGCUUCAGAAAAACAAUCAAUUAACAAUAAAUAAGAAACAAAGAAACACGUUAGCAGCAAUAAAACAAAGAUUGCUGAUGUUUUUCAUUAUAUAGAGGGUUUACUGAAGCAGCUAAAGUGAUCCAGAUAGGUAUAGUGAGACAUUUCAUUAAUAACUGAACAUGAAUCAUGAUGGAUAUUUUGAUCAAGUAAUGUCAUACUCAAGACAAGCUCUUCACAGACCAGCUGUCAGUCAAACUCUCAGGUACUGAAUUGAGUCUCUACUGAUAAUCUUUACAGUUUUACUAUUGUCAAUUGACAACACUACAGAUGAAAACACCAGUAUGAUGCUGCCUCUAACAAUUACAUUAUUAUAUACAUAUAUUUGUCUAUGGGUUUUUUUUUUUUGGUUUGUUUGUAAUGUCAUAGCUUUGUUUUGUCUAAAGUUUAAAGGUUAAAAUCCUCAAGGGUUGAUCCAUGAAAUAUCACCACUGUGUCCUUGAUCAAACUCUGAAUCUCAGGAACUGAACCUGUAAUAAGUGCUCUGAAAGACACUGUGGAGGAAAGUGGCAACAAAAAAUGCCAAAUAUGUGUUUUAUUGUAUUUCAUUUGCAAUAUAUUGUGUUGUUGUUGUUUUUUUUUCAAUGUUCCAUACCUUUUACUGGCUGCUGCACAAGCCUUUUUACAGGUAUUAAGCAUCUGAAUGCUGUUUUAAGCACUUCACAUAAAUACACUUGUCUGAACAAAAAGACUUGAAAUUGUGCAAAUCUCUGUUUGUUAGGUUCAUCCUGUUUGAUUUACUCAUUCAAAGAGCUCAUUGUCUGCUCACUGAACUCUGAGAUCUGGGGUUCCCAAAUCAACAGCAGGAUUUAGGUGUCAUCGUGGUGCACUUUAUUGUAAAUGUUCUCAGAAAAGCCAUUUCAGUUUCUCAGUUAAAGUACUACACUGUAAAAAAUAAAUGUGAUUUUAACAGUAAAAUAUUGUAAAAACGGUACGAAAAAAAUUGUAAAUGGGUUAACAGUAAGUUCCAGUACUAUGUACAGGGAAAAACUGUAAAAGCUCUUACCAGACAUUUUAUGUAAUUUUCACAGUAAAAUGCUGUAAAUUUUACAAUUUGUAGAAGUAAAAAAGAACAAAUCAAUGUAUAAUUUACAGUCAAAAACUGUAAACUGAUAUUCCCACAAUUCCCUGUGACACUCCACAUUUGAAAGUAUUUUGUUUAAAAAAUCAUGUUUCUUAAUAGUUUUUGUUAUCAGUUAUGUACAUUAGGGUUUUAUGUUACAUCUUCUGUUGUUUAAUGAAUGUUUAUUGCAUUAUGUAAGUGUUGUGGGUUACCAUGAUGGUGUUUUGCAUUUGCGUGAAUGACUCUUUGCACCCUCUUUACAUUAGUAUAUACUUCAGCUCGUGGAAAAGUUUUUUGUGCUGAACUCUGAUUCUUCAUGUGGCUUUCUCUUUUACCACCUGCAUUAUUAGGUGGUUGUCAGUAUAUGUUAAAGGUACAAAACAGAUUUUAGUAGUAGUGUGCAUUGUUGAAUUUACUUGUUUACAUUCAAAUUUUCUUGUUUGUAAAUUAGUUUUAUACUGUAAAAUUGACAGUUUGUUCUGUAAGUGUUUGUAAUGACGGGUCGACAGAAGGAGGAUCCAUUUGCAGCUUUAUUAAGAUAAUUACCAAAGCAGACAGGGGCAGAGGCAUAAACAGGGACAGGCAAUGGUCGAGGCAGGCGGCAGACGAACAGAGUAAAGUCACAGGCAAUGGUCAGGGCAGGCGGCAAACAAACACAGUCCAACGGCAACAGAAAUACAAUCCACAAGAAAACGCUCAGUAGUGAUCACCGGGGCAAAUCAAGACUUCGCAAAGGGUGUGUGUGUGUGUGUGUGUGUGUCUUAAAUAGUGUGAGUGUAAUGAGGUGCAGGUGUGUGCGCAAUCAGUCCCAGGUAUGAGGGCCUAUGGGAAACGUAGUCCGAAUGUAAACCAGUCAAUAUUCAGGUGACGGCUCCCUCCGGUGGUGCGGAGGAGGAGGCGCGAGAGCCACAUUCGUGACAGUGUUUUUACAGUUUUUCUGUAUUUUUUACAAAAUUAUUCUGGCAACCACAGCUGCCAAAAUUAUUUUGUAAAAACUACGGAAUAUUUUUUACAGUGUAUGAAAGGCCUCAGAAAAACCUGUGCCACAAUCUCAGAAGACAAAACUUUGGUGCCUUGCACAUUAAGUCGUUUGUUUGUUUGUUUGUUUGUUUUCUUUAACUUUGCAACAGUCCAGGAAAAGGUGAUUUCAAUUUUUAUAAAAAUGCUUGUAUUUCCUGAAUUAUGGAAAGGAACUUGAAAGGUCUUUGUGUGUUCAUGUGAUAAAUGACAUUAAAACAGAUCUGAUUCACUCAUAA